Messenger RNA from Rhopalosiphum padi (bird cherry-oat aphid), 468 nucleotides. RefSeq names its product putative ABC transporter ATP-binding protein PBPRA2240. Bases 1 to 468 code for a protein of 155 amino acids. The transcript has 4 exons. Gene Ontology annotation, molecular function: ATP binding; ATP hydrolysis activity. The record is from RefSeq and is a predicted model, not a curated record. NCBI's taxonomy places the organism in Eukaryota, Metazoa, Arthropoda, Insecta, Hemiptera, Aphididae.
AUGGCGAGUUACGCCGUGUUGGGUGAAAACAGUUCGGGCAAGUCAGUAUUGCUAAGAUGUCUGGCGGGCAUUUUGGAACAAGAUGAUGGUGACGUGAUGAUGACAAAUGACGUUCAAAUAGUCUCUGCAGGAAGCGGUAGCAGGGAUAGUAGCAGUGGCGUCACACGACGUUACCCCAAGAUCGGGUUUGCCCCACAGAAUCUUGAUGUGCCUGGACCGAUGAAAAUAUGCCACCUACUGCACUUUAUCGGUGCCGCCAACGGACUAAUCAUUGACAAAAUUAUAGAGAGCUACAAGACCUUAGUGCCGAUGAUCGGGUUACCGGUGACUACGGACUUCUUGGUUGACCGACUAAGAUUAAGCCAAAAGAAAGUUUUAUCUCUGGUGUUAGCAAUUGUACACGAUCCCGAAGUGAUCAUUUUAGACGACAUCACUACUGGCAUGGACACCGUAACGUUAAAAAAGUAG